GAAGUAUUGUAAGUUGUCACGUUUAACAAAUAGAUGUUAUUUGUUAAUUAUCGUCCAAACGUUUUAUGUGUUUAUGGAAACGAUCCAUCCAUCAUUUUUAUUAAUUUCGAGCCUUUUUAAUUAGUUAUACUUAGUUUGAUAAGUGCUGUAUAUAAAACUUAAAAUGUCCAAAGAAAACACUGAAACUGAAAAUGGUGAAUCCUCCGUAACAACUGAAGAGAUAAGUGAAAAACGCAUAGGUUGUGCUCAUUACAAACGUAGAGCUAAAUUUGUGACUCCAUGCUGCAACAAACUGUACAUGUGCCGCUACUGCCAUGAUGAGAAGGAAGAACAUUAUUUCAACAGGAAAUCUGUAACAGAACUCAUUUGUACUGAGUGUGACACAAGACAGAAGGUUCAGGCAAAAUGUAUUAAAUGUGGAGUCACUUUUGGAAAGUACACAUGUCUGAUCUGUAAUCUGUUUGAUGACGAGGACAAGAAGCAGUAUCACUGUGAUGGAUGUGGCAUCUGUAGAGUGGGCGGACGGGAUAGGUUCUUUCAUUGUGAACGCUGCAACAUGUGUCUCCCUGUGCAGUUGCAAGAAGUCGGCCAUAGGUGUGUAGAGAAUGUGUCCCGUGCAAACUGUCCCGUGUGUCUUGAGGACAUACACACGUCCCGGAUCCCGUGCCACAUACCAGACUGCGGCCAUCUCCUUCACAGACCGUGCUUUGAACAGAUGCUUCGCUCGGGACACUACGCCUGCCCCACCUGCCAGACCAGCAUGAUUGAUAUGACCAAUCUGUGGAAUUAUUUGGACUCAGAAGUUGCCGCUACACCGAUGCCACCGGAAUAUGCAAACUAUAAGACCACUAUACUAUGCAAGGAUUGUCACAAGUUGUCGACUGUUAAGUUUCAUGUGGUCGGUCUGAAGUGUCAACACUGCGGUGGCUACAACACGUGCCAGACAAACGGCUUUCACAAAGAUUCUGGUACAUCCGACCAGUGCGAGACGAGCACGCCCUCGUCCAGCCGCAGCGGUUCAAGCUCCAGCCAACCGGACACGACCGAGCAACGUGACGAGAACGACACGACAGACACGCGGGAAGAACACGACACGACCGACACACACGGACCCGACCUGCCGCGAGCCAAUCCGCUGGACGAACCACCGCAAGCCUGACACGAUACACACGGCCGGGAUUAACGGACGUCCCGUGAUAGGAUAGGCGUCUCACAGAGCAUAUGAAGCACAACGUAACAUGCUGAGAUCCGAGGACCUGUUACCAUAUAACAUAUAUCUCAUUAAUACGGACAUGCAAUGAACAGUAGUACAGUCGUGUUGUAAGUGUUCCAGAUACUCGCUGUAUAUGAAAUGUGAUAUGAUUUGUAAAAUAUCUUUGUGUUUCACUUAUUACACUAAGCUACUACCAGCGAGCGUCGUUUGUAUUUAUUUUAUAUAGUUUUAUUUUAAUUCAUUGAUUCUUCAUCGCUUUUAUUGAUAUGUACAGCUUUUAGCAUUCUAUCGACUAGAAUAUUCUGUCUUCAUAACAUGUAAAUAAAUAAUUUUAUUAUUAUUAUUAUUUCGUCGUAUAACAGUUUCGUAUAUAUUAAUGUGAUGUUGUUCUAGUUACUAUGUUUUAUCAUUAUUUUUAUUUAUUACUUAAAUCCACGUAAUAUGAGCUGUUGUAUUUUAUUUUAUUUUUUUUGUUUUGGAUAUAUUUAUCCUAAUUCUGUUAUUAGUAUCGCUAUUAAUAAUAAUUAAAUAACAUUUACAACUU
Messenger RNA from Danaus plexippus (monarch butterfly), 1757 nucleotides. RefSeq names its product RING finger and CHY zinc finger domain-containing protein 1 (gene Rchy1). The transcript is spliced from 7 exons. Gene Ontology annotation, cellular component: nucleus. NCBI's taxonomy places the organism in Eukaryota, Metazoa, Arthropoda, Insecta, Lepidoptera, Nymphalidae. Gene Ontology annotation, molecular function: ubiquitin protein ligase activity; zinc ion binding. Bases 164 to 1159 code for a protein of 331 amino acids. The record is from RefSeq and is a predicted model, not a curated record. Gene Ontology annotation, biological process: protein ubiquitination; ubiquitin-dependent protein catabolic process.